This is a messenger RNA of Aspergillus sclerotioniger CBS 115572, 762 nucleotides long. RefSeq lists its product as uncharacterized. The coding region runs from base 383 to 640 and encodes 85 amino acids. The record is from RefSeq and is a predicted model, not a curated record. Lineage: Eukaryota; Fungi; Ascomycota; Eurotiomycetes; Eurotiales; Aspergillaceae. The transcript has a single exon.
CCUUCCAUGUUGGGUGGCAGAGAACAGGCAGUAUACAGAGUACAACUACGAAUUGAAUUCUUAGCCUAAGAACUGUAAAGAAAACACAGUCCACUGUACAUGGAAUUCUAACGGCAUCAGCUUCAUGGACACCAUGCUUCAGGCCGUACCUGCACCCAACUCAACCGGUUUACCAAGCAAACACACACAAGUAGACAUAACGAUUCCAGAUGCAUACAAAAGAACUACCCCACGAAGCAACCUGCAUCCCAGCCCUUGACUCCCCGAUCCCGGCCCAGUGACGCUCGGCCCAUGCUGUACAUCAACGCUGAAAGGCUGUACUGGUGAAAGAUAAUCACGUGUCGACUUUUGAGGGACAGAACGACGAAGCCCGCGGGAAAGUAUGUGUAAAGACAAGACGCGAACAGUAAAUAAUAUGAAGAACAGUACAAGAAUUAUGGACACCCAGAACAGUCUUGUCGCACGCACGACUCCCAAUCCAUGUGCCUCGCGGAUGUCCCAAAUUCGUCGCUGCUGGUCGAAAUUUUGCUGGCUCAAAAGGAAUACCCCAACACCCCCAACAGAGUCCGUUCCAUUGUAUCCCAACCAUGAUCAAUACCGUGAUUCUCCAAUGAUCCCUAUUGUCGAAGCGCGCAGAUGAACUCGGAAAGCCAAAGAAAAACAAUAUCUAGAAUGCAAUGCCAUGCUCGAACCGUCCUAGCCAGCUAACCUCCGCCGGAGAGGUGCCCAGGACGAGAGAACGGCGCGAAGCCCAUGCCGCUC